UUAUGCUCUGUCCCUAUAUUCCUAUGUCUAUGCUUUAUAACAUAGUAUAUGAUAGUUGCUUGAAGGUUAAAAAUUAUAAAUUUAGUCAGUAGUGUUUAUAGAGAUUGUGUCUGUUAUAUCAUGGACUACAAAGAUGAGCAACACAAUGAAAUUGAAGCUUUAGAGUCAAUUUAUUGUGGUGAAUUGGAAAUUUUAGCAAUAGAGCCAUUUUAUACAUUUGCUAUACCAAUUAAAACGGAAGAAUAUGAACCAGAAACUGAAAAUGGACUUAGUUGCCGAUUAGAAUUUACAUAUACAUCAAAGUAUCCAGAUGAACCAUUACUUGUAUCAAUAACAGAACAGGAAAACUUUGAUGAAGAUGAGAAAUUGAAAGCACAUCUGGCGGAACAGAUGAGCGAAAAUCUUGGUAUGGUAAUGGUCUUUACAUUAGUUAGUGCAGCACAAGAAUGGCUUAAUGUACAAUGGGACAAAAUAAAAUUAAGAAGAGAAGAGACUGCAGCACAAAAAUUAAAAGAGGAAGAGGAAGCUGAAAGAAGACGAUUUGAGGGGACUCGUGUAACCGUAGAAACUUUUCUAAGUUGGAAAGAAAAGUUUGAUGAAGAAAUGGGUUAUAAAAAACGAAGGGAACUUGCAGAUCGUGAAGGGAAAAAAUUAACAGGGAGAGAAUUAUUUAUGACUGAUAAAACAUUGGAUCAGUCAGAUCUUAAGUUCUUGGAUGAUGGUGAUGUUGUGAAAGUGGAUGAGAGUUUGUUUCAAAAUCUAGACGACUUGGAUUUAGAUGAUGAAGAGGACCUAGACUUUGAUCCAAAUAUUUCAGACAAUAGUGCCUAAAUGUGUUUAAUUUAGUAACUGUUGACGCAAAAUGAUAUAUAAACAAUAUAUUAUGAGGAAAUUUAUUAAAUUAUUAUAUAGUAA
Molecule: messenger RNA, 915 nt
Organism: Harpegnathos saltator (Jerdon's jumping ant)
Lineage: Eukaryota; Metazoa; Arthropoda; Insecta; Hymenoptera; Formicidae
Product: RWD domain-containing protein 1
Exons: 4
Coding region: 121-831 (236 amino acids)
Molecular function (GO): protein binding
Source: RefSeq, a predicted model, not a curated record